This is a messenger RNA of Penicillium atrosanguineum, 1350 nucleotides long. RefSeq names its product FAD-binding oxidoreductase. NCBI's taxonomy places the organism in Eukaryota, Fungi, Ascomycota, Eurotiomycetes, Eurotiales, Aspergillaceae. The transcript is spliced from 2 exons. Gene Ontology annotation, molecular function: FAD binding; oxidoreductase activity. The record is from RefSeq and is a predicted model, not a curated record. The coding region runs from base 1 to 1350 and encodes 449 amino acids.
AUGGAACAGCUGACCAAAUUUCUGUCGGAAAACACCCAUAUUCAUUAUGCUACUCCGCAGUCACCGGACUACACGGAGCUUCGCCCAGGAUUCAUUCUUAACGUUCGUGAAGUCCCUGCGAUGAUCGUCCGACCUCGUUCUGCCGAGGAUAUUGCGGGACUCAUAUCAGUAUUGACUGCGAAUGACCUGCCUUUCAGUAUUCGCGGGGGUGGCCAUGACAUGUACGGACGAUCACAAAUCCACGAGGGAAUUACAAUUGAUAUGCGCGAGAUCUCCCACGUUGAAGUUGAAGUUGAGAGUCUGACCGCACGAGUAGGCGGUGGUGUAAUCUCCAUGAGUCUCCUCAAAGCUCUAGAAGUGCAUGGAGUGACCACACCCCACAGUGUGACACCAACCGUGGGCUAUACUGGAUGGGCGAUCCAUGGCGGAUACGGUCUUCUGAGUGCUACAUGUGGGAUGGGUGUUGACCAGAUACUGGGAGCUAAAGUGAUCGAUGCAAGGGGAUCUAUUCGUGACGCUGACGAGACCAUGCUCACUGCAAUUCGAGGCGGUGGAGGGGCAUUUGGCGUCAUUUACGAACUCAAGAUCAAAGUCUAUGCUUUGAAUCAGGUACUAGCCGGAGCCAUAAUCUAUAAUCCGGGCGACCUGGGUGAAAGAAUCCAUCAUUUCAAUAUGAAGUAUUGGGAGCUCAAAGAAGAAGGCAUUCCAUCACGUCUCACUGUGUACCAAUCGGUUAUGAACGGUCCAGUCGGAAAGUCUCUUGUGGUUCUUUUUAUGUGGGCCUCGGCCGACACUGAAGAAGGCCAGAAAUGGUUAUCAAGAAUUUCUUCGUGGGGUCCCGUGGCAGUGAACACUGUAACCGUGCAGAGCCUGGCUGAUUUUAAUGCGAUCACGGACUCCAUGGUCCCCAAGCAUACUUAUGGCACGAUGUACUCCUUGUGUCUGCAUCAGCUUACCCCUGAGGUCCUGGAUGUGAUCGCCGAGCACGCACCGCUGCAGCCCAAUAACCCUGAAGUCAUCUUCACUGCUCACGAAGUUCGUGCCGAGGCUCUGAAGCCAUCUUUGACAAAUGUAUUCAUCAAUCGAAUCCCGCACUUUACUAUCGAGGUGAUCCCGAUGGCUGCGUCGGCGGAGAAGCUUGAGGAGAACCUCGUAUGGGCUCAGAAAUUCAUUGCGGCCUUGAAAAGUACCGAUCCCAGAAACUUCGUGCAGUCAAAUUACCCUCCAUUAACGAGCACGAAUGAUCUUGAUUUGAAAAUGUAUUACGGAAGCUACUAUAAUGAUUUAAAAAAAAUCAAGCAGCAGUAUGAUCCUGAUAAUGUGUUCAAGCAUACUGUGAUCCGGCUUUGA